This is a messenger RNA of Ziziphus jujuba (common jujube), 2927 nucleotides long. Its product is annotated as E3 ubiquitin-protein ligase ORTHRUS 2. Gene Ontology annotation, biological process: negative regulation of gene expression via chromosomal CpG island methylation; protein ubiquitination. The coding region runs from base 277 to 2613 and encodes 778 amino acids. The record is from RefSeq and is a predicted model, not a curated record. The transcript is spliced from 9 exons. Lineage: Eukaryota; Viridiplantae; Streptophyta; Magnoliopsida; Rosales; Rhamnaceae. Gene Ontology annotation, molecular function: ubiquitin protein ligase activity; metal ion binding.
AGCAGUCAAUUAAUUGACUUUUAUUCUCGUACACCAAUACAUUCCCCCACUUAAACCGUUCUCAUGUAGACACGAAUCCACUGGAUAAUUUCUGAAAUUCAAAAACCAAACGCCAAAAGCUUUUCAAAUGCCCGCCGUCGCUGUGUCCUCUCUCCCCCUAUAAAACGCCCCCUUUCAGAGCGUCUCUCACUCACUCUCUCUCUCUCUUUCUCUCUUUCUCUCUCUUCGUUCUCUGUUAUUCUCCAAUCGUGUGCGAUCACACAAAAAACAAGGCCAAUGGCGUACGUUAGCCAGCUUCCCUGUGACGGAGAUGGAGUCUGCAUGCUCUGCAAGACGAAGCCACCGGUGGAGGAGACGCUCAUGUGCAAGACCUGUGACACUCCGUGGCACACGACCUGCCUUUCUUCCCCGCUGGAAACCUCAUUGUCGAAUCUGGAAUGGGAGUGCCCCGACUGUUCAUCCCUCGCCGGCGACGACGACCUUCCGGUGAAAUCCGCCGGCGCCGUUGUCUCCCAUGCGCUGGUGGCGGCGAUUCGGGCGAUUGAGUCCGAUGGAACGCUGACUGAGCUGGAAAAGGCGCGGAAGAGGCAGGAGCUCUUGAGCGGGAAGGCUAAGUCGGAGGAGGAGGAGAAGAAGAAGAAAGAAGCGGAUUCGAAGGGGACGGAUGUUUUGGAUGUGCUUGGUGAUAGCUUCAAUUGCUCCUUCUGUCUGCAGCUACCUGAAAGACCUGUCACGACUCCUUGUGGCCACAAUUUCUGCCUAAAAUGUUUCGAAAGAUGGAUUAAGCAAGGGAAGCGUACUUGUGUCAAAUGUCGCAGUAACAUUCCUCCCAAAAUGGCGAGUCAGCCCCGCAUCAACUCUGCACUUGUAGUUGCCAUCCGUAUGGCAAAGAUGUCAAAGUUAAAUAUUACUGAAGGGCCUGUGAAGGUUUACCAUUUUGUGCACAACGAAAAUAGGCCCGACAAAGCCUUUACUACGGAGAGGGCACAAAAGAGUGGAAAGGCUAACGCUGCAAGUGGGAAGAUUUUUGUCACCACCCCACCUGAUCAUUUUGGACCAAUUCCAGCAGCAAAUGAUCCUAUAAGAAAUCAAGGUGUGCUGGUUGGUGAAUGCUGGGAGGAUAGGCUAGAAUGUCGGCAGUGGGGUGUGCACCUUCCACAUGUUUCUGGUAUUGCAGGACAGUCCAAACAUGGUGCACAGUCAGUUACCCUUUCAGGAGGAUACAUAGAUGAUGAAGAUCAUGGAGAGUGGUUCUUAUACACAGGAAGUGGUGGUAGAGAUCUCAGUGGAAAUAAGCGGACUAACAAGGAUCAGUCAUUUGACCAGAAGUUUGAGAGUUAUAACAGAUCUCUGCUAGUUAGUUGCAUGAAAGGCUAUCCUGUGCGAGUAGUAAGGUCGCAUAAAGAGAAACGCUCUUCAUAUGCUCCUGAGAAAGGACUUCGGUAUGAUGGAGUUUAUAGAAUUGAAAAAUGUUGGAGGAAGGUUGGAGUACAAGGUUUCAGGGUUUGCCGAUAUCUUUUUGUUAGAUGUGACAAUGAACCUGCUCCAUGGACAAGUGAUGAACAUGGGGAUCGGCCUAGACCUUUACCUGCUAUUCCAGAGCUGAAGAAGGCAACCGAUCUAUCAGAGAGAAAAGAAGUCCCAUCUUGGGACUUUGAUGAAGAAGAUGGUUGUUGGAAGUGGAAAAAACCUCCACCCCCCAGCAAGAAAUCAGUUGCACGAAUGGAUGAUGCAAGUCAAAAGAAUUCAAGGAAGGCAGCAAGAAAAGCUCAAAAUAUGAGUGUGAGAGAGAGGCUCUUAAAAGAAUUCAGUUGCCUAAUCUGCCGUGAGGUGAUGAAUCUCCCUGUAACAACACCUUGUGCUCAUAACUUCUGUAAGUUGUGUUUAGAAGGAGCAUUUGCUGGGAAAAGUUUUGUGAGAGAAAGAAGCAGAGGUGGACGUGCUCUUCGGUCACAAAAAAUUGUGAUGAACUGUCCUUCUUGUCCAACUGACAUCUCUGAUUUUCUUCAUAAUCCUCAGGUUAAUCGGGAGUUGACGGAUGUGAUUGAGUCACUGAAAAGUAAGGCUGCUGAAGAGAAGGCCGAUGAAGAGAAGGCUUCUGAAGGGAAUGAGGAUCUAUCAAAAGAGUCAAGUCAAGAAGAGGAUGAAGAAGACGACAAUGAUGAUCUUGAAGAAGAGAUUAAAGAUGAGGAAAGUAUUGAUAUUUCAAAGAGCAAUGAAACUACUGAAGAAAUGUCUAAAGAGACAGGCAUUGAUGAUGUCGUGAAGAUUCCUGAAACCAAAUCCAAGCCUAUGAAGACUAACAAACGGAAGAAAGUUGAUGCUGGUGAUUGCCCUGUAGAGAAUGGAGGGGAUGGAAUGAAAACUGUGGGGAAGAAUAGUGAUGGUUCGAAUGCAGAUUCUGAAGUUAGCGCAGUUCCUCCUGAAUCUACUCGAGGGGCCAAUAAGAAGGCAGCUCCUGCUGCAAAACGCAUGAAGAAAGCCACUGGUGGUGGUCAAGGAGGUGUUGGAGUGAAGACCAGAAGGGGCAGGAAAGCACAGGUAACCUCCGAUGGAGAUGAUUCGCCGUUGAGUCCUCUGCUUGUGCAUUCCGAUGACAAUGACUUUGAAUGAUUGAUCACUAGCGGUUGGACAAUCAGGUGAAACUGAUUUCCUUAAAUUCUUGAUUUUGUAGAUUUUGUUGGGCAUUUUGGAGAUGGUUUUUGUACACAGGUUUUUUCAUUUUGAAAAUGGAGCUCAGUAUCGACACAGUUUAUUGCUUUUGACUAUAUAGUUUUUGUAGAGCUCGUUUGUAAUUUGUAAACACAGUUUAGUUCCCUGUUUACAAGCUUUAUUUUGUAUCUGAAUCAGAAUAUUUGGUAAUUCCAUCUCAAGAAAAUCAAGAUGGUAUGUUUUUAAUAGUUUUGAAGCUAUUUUUCCUUAUGUUA